Molecule: messenger RNA, 1113 nt
Organism: Myiozetetes cayanensis
Lineage: Eukaryota; Metazoa; Chordata; Aves; Passeriformes; Tyrannidae
Gene: SP6
Product: Sp6 transcription factor
Exons: 1
Coding region: 1-1113 (370 amino acids)
Biological process (GO): regulation of transcription by RNA polymerase II
Molecular function (GO): DNA-binding transcription factor activity, RNA polymerase II-specific; RNA polymerase II cis-regulatory region sequence-specific DNA binding
Source: RefSeq, a predicted model, not a curated record
AUGCUGACGGCGGUCUGCGGCUCCCUGGGAUCCCAGCCCUCGGACGCGCCCCGCGCCUCCCCGACCCACCUGGACCUGCAGCCGCUGCAGCCCUUCCAGCCGCACGCCCCCGCCGCCCCGGGAGCCCCCGACUUCUCCUCCCCGCUGCCCCCCCCGGAGCUGCCGCUACCGGGGCCCGACGACUCCGCCUUCGCCGCCCCCGGCGCCUACGAGCCCCAUGGCCCCCCGAGGUUAGAGCUGCCCCGCGACGGCCCCGCCGCCCCCGGCGCCUACGCCAAGCUGCUGCCGGCCCCCCCGGACAUGGCGCACCCCUACGAGCCCUGGUUUCGGCCCCCCCACCCCGGCGCCCCCGGCGAGGAAGGGGGGGGUGUCAACUGGUGGGACCUCCACGCCGGGGCCAGCUGGAUGGAGCUGCCCCCCGGGCAGGGCGGGGGGCUGCAGGUGCCCGCGCAUCCCGGGCUGCCGCCGGCCCUGGGGGGGUACGGCCCCGGGGGGGAGCACCAGCUCUGCGGGCCCCCCGCCCACCUCCUGCCGCCGCCGGCGCAACAUCUCCUGGGCACGGAGGGGGCGAAGGCUCUGGAGGGUCCCCCGGAGCCGCGGGGUCCGGAGGCGGAGGGCGGGGGGCGUCCCAAAGGCGCCCGGCGGGCCGUGCCGAGGGGCGGGGGGCAGGCGGCGUGUCGCUGCCCCAACUGCCAGGAGGCCGAGAGGGGGGGGCCGUGCCCCGAGGGGGCGAAGCGCAAGCACUUGCACAACUGCCACAUCCCGGGCUGCGGGAAGGCGUACGCCAAGACCUCCCACCUGAAAGCCCACCUGCGCUGGCACAGCGGCGACCGGCCCUUCGUGUGCAACUGGCUCUUCUGCGGCAAGCGCUUCACCCGCUCCGACGAGCUGCAGCGGCACCUCCAGACCCACACCGGCGCCAAGAAGUUCGCCUGCCCCGUCUGCGGCCGCGUCUUCAUGCGCAGCGACCACCUGGGCAAGCACAUGAAGACCCACGACGGGGGCAAGGACGGGGCCGAGCCCGAAGGGAAGGGCGCCGGGGACCCGUCGGCCGCCAAGGGAGGAGGCAAGAGGGAGCCGGAGGGGGGCAACGCAGCCGCCCCCACAAACUGA